AUGGCUUCAAGUUCUGGAGCUUUAUUGUUAGGCACCGUGGUGAAGAUCAAUAGAAUUGGCAUCAAACAGAUCCCUUGUGCUCAAGUCAGGUGCAGGAAGAAUGUGUUCAACAACUUCUUGAAGGCCUACUUCGCCGAACCCAACGACUUGUGGGCGUUGGACAAAAGUGUUGACGUCAAGUUGGGGGAUACAGUAUUGGUCGGGCCUAUAGAACAGAAGGACAGACCCAUGGCUACCGUGAGUCAUAUCGUGAAGAGGGUUGUCAUGCCGUACGGUAACAUCAUAGACCCAGUGACAAAGAAGCGAAUAUACCAAAAACAGUUUGUGGAAGACCAAGAGAUAAGACACAAGCUGAUUGGAGACAUCACGGACACAGAAGAUCAAGAGGUGAUCGGUUUCGAGACUCGGCAUCAGGAGAACAAGGAGAGGUUGAAUCGACUGAAGGAACAGCAGAUGGACGAUUAG
Molecule: messenger RNA, 465 nt
Organism: Bursaphelenchus okinawaensis
Lineage: Eukaryota; Metazoa; Nematoda; Chromadorea; Rhabditida; Aphelenchoididae
Source: the annotation of a GenBank genome assembly